Messenger RNA from Adelges cooleyi (spruce gall adelgid), 2701 nucleotides. RefSeq names its product transmembrane protein 62-like. NCBI's taxonomy places the organism in Eukaryota, Metazoa, Arthropoda, Insecta, Hemiptera, Adelgidae. The record is from RefSeq and is a predicted model, not a curated record. The transcript has 14 exons. Bases 305 to 2128 code for a protein of 607 amino acids. Gene Ontology annotation, molecular function: hydrolase activity.
GAAUCGAAACACCUUAUCAACAAUCCACCUUAACUUUUCAAUUUAAGCAGCCUGCACAGCCUACAGCAGCUGGAAUCGCGGCGGCCCACAGUUGUAGAUAAUAAUAAUAUGUAUAGGAUUACAAUAUUAUUUUCAUUAUUACCAUUAUUAUAUUGUCCACAACCGUGUCCAGACCUUUCUCUCUCUCUCUCUCUCUCUCUCACUCGGGGAGUUAAAGCUCAAUCUGCUUAAUCAUCUCUAGAUGUUGUGUAUCAUGUCCUAGUCAAAACGUAAUUACUUAUUAGGUGAUAUUAAAUUUUUAAGAAUGAAUACCUUUACCGAUAGACUGAUAUGGUUCCUGCAGAUUUCAGACUUGCAUCUCAGUAUAUUUCACGAUUGGGGUAGAGUCACUGAGCUGAAAGAAUUUUGUGAUUUGACGAUUGAUACUAUCAAGCCAUUCGCCGUACUAGCUAGUGGUGAUUUGACUGAUGCUAAAAAUCGAAACGGCAUAGGUUCAACACAAUACGAAGAAGAAUGGUUAGCGUAUCAAGAAGUGUUAACAACUAGUAAAGUGACUGAGAAAACUAAAUGGUUAGAUAUUCGAGGAAAUCACGACAGUUUUGACGUGUCCAGUGAACAGUCGGUUAAAAACUUUUAUCAAAAAUAUUCGCCUCAAGGCAAAUUGCAUCCACGAUCGUAUAACUACACAGUUACCAAUCAAGCGGGCAUGAGUCUCAAGUUUAUUGGCGUGGACGCUUGCCUGGAUCCGGGCCCCAAAAGGCCUUUUAAUUUCAUCGGCAACUUGGACGACGACGAAGUCGAUCGUUUGAAAGCAAUGGCAGCUAAUACAAAGGAUCCAAUCGUUUGGUUUGGUCACUAUCCGACGUCUUGUAUACUGACCGAAGGACAACAAACUAUACGAUCAAUUAUCGGUGAAAACCCUUCAUCGGUUGUAUACUUAUGUGGCCAUUUACACACGUUGGCUGGAUUAGUACCUGAAAUGUACACCAUACAAAAUGAAGGUUUUGCCGAAUUAGAAUUAGCCGAUUGGAAGGAUUCAAGAAUGUUUAGGUUAUUGGCUUUCGACAGAGGAUCUCUUACGUUUACCGAUAUUCGACACGGAAAAUGGCCAGUUAUAUUAGUUACAAAUCCAAAACUACCGUGGCUUCGUGUCAACGGCAUGGAAACGGACGAAGAUCGCAUUGCCAACAAUAACUAUAUAAGAAUUUUAGCGUUUUCGCUCGAUCCGAUUGAAAACGUUUUGGUGAAAAUAGACAAAGAACUAGAAUGGAAACAAUGUAUCGGUGUUGGAAACGCUAGUUCUAUGUACGUGACCGAAUGGAAUGCUAACGAUUACUCACGCGGAAUUCAUAAUAUACACGUCAGAGUUGAGGAUAUUCAAGGCAGAGUGCAUGAAAUCAGUCAGAUGUUUACGUUGGACGAUACCGUACCAGUAAUAAAACAUUUCACACAGUGGCCGCUCAAUUUAUAUUUUCCUAACGUGCUAUUUAUGAUGUUUCUGGUAGCGUCUUUGGCUAACGUUUUACCACUUUUAUUUUUUCGAUUUGUUUGCAAAUGCACCAAAUAUCGCAUCAGCUAUAAUGGAAAAAUGAAGUUGAUCAACAGGUAUUCGAGAAAAAUGGUUUUGUUAUCAAGUUUAAAUUGUAUAUUUUACCCGUUGACAAUUUAUUCGAUCUUUCUGUGUACAGGACCUUGGGCCGUCGGUGAUCUGUUAACAGAUUGUAUCGGAUGGGUUUUUCCAUGGGGUAUCUACGUCAAGGGAAAAUUCAUAAAGGAUUCUUUUACUUACGCUUACGGAUUCGGCCAGAUAGUUACGUUCCAACUUCCUCUGAACUACAUACUUAGUCUGCGCCUCGAUAUUAAGAUGCAAUCGUUCGCCAACGUGCACUACACGUUUCUUAACUCUCCGUACAUUUGCGUGGACGUCAUGUUCUUUUCACUGCUAGCUUGGCAAGGUUUGUGUUGCCUUUGGUUUUGGGGAGCCUACGGUUUGGUCGCUACCGUCUUUGGUCCGCUGAAAACAUGGUCGAUAUUUCUCGCACUAUGGCUUUGGUACCAAACUAAAAAAAUAUCAGUAAACGACAUACGAUUUGCAAUAGGAAACGUGGAAAAACUGAACAGCAGUUAAACAGUAGUCUUACUAUUAUUAGUUAACCUUAUUUAUAUAAUUUACUAAGACAAAAAUGAUAAAUUAAUUAUUCGGUUCGUAUUAACCUAUGUUGUUGUAUAAUAUUAACUUAUUAUGAAAGUACGUCCGUUCACAUUACUUCAUCGACUAUUUAGAUAUUUAUUUUAUUUCAUUAUCAAAACGUUAUUGUAUAUUAAUUUUAAUACAAUUUUUUUUUUUGUACACCUUUACUUUAUAAUACCUGCGGUAUUGCUCGAUAACUUAUUUAGUUAUUUAAUUGAUGACGAUCUAUAAAAUUAUGAACCCUAUCGUUUGUUAGUUUUAAGUGGUUGUUAUUUUACCAUUUAGUACCAACAUUUAUUUUUUUUUACUCCUUAGUCAAUUAAAAUAAUAAUUGUAUAACUAUUGUACCACCUACCAAACUAGACGCGAAGAAAGAUUUAUCUAUUUUGUGUUCUUAUUACUAUUUAAGUAUUUUUUAAUUUGUAUUAUUUAUUUUUAGGUAUUCUCUCAAUCUCUAGUGAUUUUUAAGUGAUACUAUUUAUUAUUUAUUUGUAAAUAUAAAUAUACUAC